Molecule: messenger RNA, 1420 nt
Organism: Eufriesea mexicana
Lineage: Eukaryota; Metazoa; Arthropoda; Insecta; Hymenoptera; Apidae
Gene: kra
Product: basic leucine zipper and W2 domain-containing protein kra
Exons: 7
Coding region: 148-1410 (420 amino acids)
Cellular component (GO): membrane; cytoplasm
Molecular function (GO): protein binding
Source: RefSeq, a predicted model, not a curated record
UAUAAAUUGUGGCUUCUCUUCAAGUUGAUUCUCUUUGGUUUCGCUGAUCUCAAUUGCUCAAAAUCCUCUUUGAGAUAUUUCGUAUUGCCCUUAUACACCUGAAAAGGGGUAGUUCUACAGUUGUACGUGCAUCUAAAAAGGUAUUGUAUGAGUCAAAAAAUAGAAAAACCAAUAUUAUCAGGUCAACGCAUAAAGACCAGAAAAAGAGAUGAAAAAGAAAAAUAUGAUCCAAUGGGAUUUCGAGAUGCGAUUUUACUUGGUUUGGAAAAGGCUGGUAACGACUUAGAUGCAAUUUCAAAGUACUUGGAUACAGCUGGCUCUAAAUUAGAUUACCGCCGAUAUGGAGAGGACCUAUUUGACAUCUUAAUAGCUGGUGGACUUUUGGUUCCAGGCGGUUCUAUUGCUCAAGAUGGUGAUAAACCAGUUAAAACCACUGCUUGUGUUUUUGAACAACCAGAAGAUAUGGAAUCCAUGCGAAAUUUUGAACAAGUUUUCAUCAAACUUAUGAGACGUUAUAAAUACUUGGAAAAAAUGUUUGAGGAAGAAAUGAAAAAAGUAUUGGUUUUUAUGAAAGGUUUUACUCCUAAGGAAAGAAUAAAAUUAGCUAGAAUGACAGCUUUAUGGAUAUCUAAUGGUUCAGUACCACCUACUGUUUUAUCAGUCUUAAUUAAUGAACAUCUGGUUAAAGAUAAUUUAGCAUUAGACUUUCUAUUAGAAGUUUUUGUCACUUGGAGACAAGAAAAAGGUUUACCAAGUUUAAUGACUGCAUUGAAAAAAGGCAAUAUUGAAGGAAGGUUAAUGGAAUUUGUACCGCCUAAUAAACGAACUGAAGAGUAUUUUCGAUCUGUAUUUGAAGCUGUUGGUCUUGCAGACAUUGUAAAAUUACAUAAAGCUCAAGCAAGUCAAGAAGCAAAACGAGACUUGCAACAACUAUUGUUGGAUGAUUUGGCCGAUAAUCGUCCUAUGAAAGACAUUAUACUUGAUCUCAAAGAAAUGGCACAGAAGAGUGGUAUUCCUGAACAUGAAGUUAUUGGUUUGAUUUGGGUUGUAGUGAUGGGUCAAGCUGAAUGGAAUAAAAAAGAAGAAUUGGUAGCUGAUCAAGCACUGAAACACUUAAAAGUAUACAAUCCAUUGUUUGAUGCUUUUACAACCACUGCCAGAUCUGAACUUGCGCUUAUUCUCAAGGUCCAGGAAUUUUGUUAUGAGAAUAUGAAUUUCAUGAAAGUCUUCCAGAGAAUUGUUUUACUAUUUUAUAAAAUUGAUGUAAUAUCGGAGGAAGUGAUUUUAAAAUGGUAUAAAGAAGGCCAUUCUGUUAAAGGAAAAAUGCUCUUCUUGGAUCAAAUGAAAAAAUUCAUUGAAUGGUUACAGAAUGCAGAAGAAGAAUCUGAAUCAGGAGAAGAAGACGAUUAAAAACACAAAA